This is a messenger RNA of Penicillium manginii, 339 nucleotides long. Its product is annotated as YqaE/Pmp3 family membrane protein. NCBI's taxonomy places the organism in Eukaryota, Fungi, Ascomycota, Eurotiomycetes, Eurotiales, Aspergillaceae. The coding region runs from base 1 to 339 and encodes 112 amino acids. The record is from RefSeq and is a predicted model, not a curated record. The transcript has 3 exons. Gene Ontology annotation, cellular component: membrane.
AUGUCUGGUUCUGCUGAUUUGUGCAAUAUCCUUAUUGCCAUCUUCCUGCCUCCUCUGAGUGUCUUCCUCCAACGCAGCUGUGGUUGCCAGCUGCUGAUCAACAUCAUUCUCACCUGCAUGGGUUGGAUUCCUGGUUCUGCCCACGCUAUCGACUCCAUUCAUCCUGACAAUUCCGCGUCGCCGCCCUUCGAACGAGCCCUCCCAGCAGAGAAUGAUAUCCUUGCUCAGCAAGCCCACUUGCUCUCUUGCUUGCCACGUUUGAUUCGGGUCACGGUUCAACGGAGCAGAUUUAUGAGUGGCGGCGCCAACAUGCUUCCGCAGAGGUCCGGAUUCGACUAG